This is a messenger RNA of Poecilia reticulata (guppy), 2642 nucleotides long. Its product is annotated as E3 ubiquitin-protein ligase TRIM8-like. NCBI's taxonomy places the organism in Eukaryota, Metazoa, Chordata, Actinopteri, Cyprinodontiformes, Poeciliidae. The record is from RefSeq and is a predicted model, not a curated record.
GUGUCCGGUAGAGUUUGCUGUGUCCGCUCCUUUGCUCGCCUCGCCUUCCCUUCCUCCUCUCGGCUCCUCCCCGUCUGUGUGUCAACUCUGUGACGGGUCACGGUGUGUCGGAGCUGGGGGUUGGAGUCGGUGUGAAAGCACCGUGCUCUCUUCCGACCAGUCACCGUCUGCCUCUGCUUACAGUAAAACCUUACUCAGAGAGUUGACGGGAAAGCGAAACAGUCGACAGAAGCAGCUGGGAAUGUCCUAAAAGCCCGGCGUCGGGGCGCUGCGUCGGACAGACGGCUGUAAUCUAACCGGAGAGAGCUGGGUUUCAUCGCGGGCUGGAUGACAAGCUCCUCGGCUUUAUUCUAGGAGCACCGGAGUCUGCCGACGACAUGGACAAUAAAUAGUUGCUGUACACCAUCAGUUUGGAUCUCCACCGAAGCUAUGGAUGCAAGCUGGAAAAACUGCUUUGAGGAGGAGCUUCUCUGCCCUAUAUGCCUGAAUGUGUUUGAUGAGCCAAUCCAGUUGCCAUGCAAGCACAACUUCUGCAAAGGCUGCAUCUCUGAGGCCUGGGCCAAGGAAAGCGCGGCGGUCCGCUGUCCUGAGUGCAACCACGACUACGACCAGAAGCCACCCCUGGAGAAGAACUUUAAGCUCGCCAACAUCGUUAAGCGGUUUAACGCUCUGAAUGCGGAGAAAGCCCCCGCUGUGCUGCACUGUGUCCUCUGCAGACGAGGUCCCCCGCUGCCCGUGAGGAAAGUGUGCCUGCGUUGCAAGGAGCCUUGCUGCCAGACCCACGUCCAGACGCACCUGCAGCAGCCUUGUCCGGCCCCGGGACACCUGUUAGUAGACAUCGAAGAGCUGAGCGCCUGGACGUGUCCCACUCACGAGGAAUACAGGCUGCUCCACUGUGAGGAAGAGCAGGUGGCUCUGUGCCCCUUCUGCUACAUCUCCCACUGCACGAACCAAAGACACACGGUGUGCGAUGUGGACACACAGCGUGUACAAAUGCAGGCCAUGCUAAUGAGGCAGCAAGACAGACUGGAUUGUCGUGUUCAGAACAUCGAUGAGCAGCUCAGCAAGCUGGACUCGGAUAAAACCCUUCUGAAGGAGGCUGUAUGCGAGCUGAAGGAGCGUGUCCGAGCUCAGUAUCAGAGGAUGUAUGCGCUGCUUGAGGCAAACCAAGCGGAGACUGUGCAGAUGCUGGAGAGCACUUACACCAUGUAUGCGAGGAAGAACUCGCAGCAGGUCCUGCAGCUCAACGAGAAGCGGCAGGAGUCAGAGAAGCUCCUGAGCUCGGUUCAGUCCUUCUGUCAAAGAACAGAGAGUUUAAACUUCAUGAAGAACACCAAACCUUACCAGCUGCUAAUGGAUAGGUUAAACUCGCAUCUAAGUGGGGCCAUCCCUGCCCUCAGAGUAGGCCAGCUCAACUCUCAUCAUUUUUUAUCCGACCUCUCGACGAGAGAGAAGAACCUGCGAAAAAUGCUUGAAGAGCCGUUUAAUGAAGCGUCCAUUCUUGAGAUCGUCCAGUCUCACAGCAGCCACGCUGGUUCUCAACUGGGAAUGAGUUCAGGCCUGCAGAAGAGGAAAUACAGCAUGGCUUUCCUGGAGAGUAACUCGGAAAACUCCUCUUCGCAGGAUCCUUCGCAUUUAAUCUACAGCAGCAAAAAGCCCUUCCUGACUGAGCAGAGCCACCGUUCCUCCUCUGUGUAUUCCUCCGAGGUCCUCCCCCAGACUCCCCACACCUCCGGUCGCCUCCUCGACUCGGCGGCGCAUCACAUGGUGGGCCUGGGGUCAAGCUCUAGCCACCACUCAGGAAACCUUUUCCCAUCGUCCCACUUCCCCAGCGGAGGAGCGUCGCAACAAUCCAUGUACGAGAGCAGGAAAGUGCUGAUGUGCACCCUAAAUAACUGCUGCUGCUCCCGAGCGCCGGCUUCCCGCGCCCCCCAGCCUUCGUACCCGGAUACCUUCCCCUCUCAGGAGUUCCCCCCGCACGCCCCUCUUCCUGCGAGUCAGCCCUUGCAGCAUUUUCCCGUCAGGGGCCUGAUGGAUGCGUCGCAAACCUCCAGGCACCAUGACUUCUACGGCCUAUACGGCCAGUCUUCAACCAAGCAUUAUGGGACCAAAUGAAUCAGAAUCAGCGUUUGGUUCUGUUACUGCAUCAGAACCCCUUUCAGGAUAUGAUUUCAAAAUCUGUUCGACAACACUUCUGCAAAUCAUUGUAGCCCGUUCAUCCCAGUAACACUAGUAACUCCUGAACCCGUUGUAAGUUUGCAGCUAGUUUCUUUUUCAACUUCACUGUAAGUGCUGAUGUGAAUUUUUUAAGUCUUAAACUCCAUCCAAGCAGCAAAUGAGGAAGUGACAUGUUCUUCAUCACGAGUCCUGCUGUGGGACGUCAGUGCCUAAAAAAGACUGUUAACUCCACUCUUGAUGUACUUGCAUCUCCUUAGCUCUCGAUUAUUUCCUGCUUGCGGCUGAAAGUGAGCAGGGAAACGUCUCCGUGCUGACGGAUGUCAACGUGGCUUGAGGAAAAGAAAAACAAAACACUGGACUCCAAAUGCUUGUCAGUUUUUUUCAUGUAUUUUUUAUAGAAGAAUAUGAAUAAACCAAAGUAUGUGAAAGAUGUUGAAUAAAUAAGCAGAUCAAAACCCUCUGAA